GUGGGGAGCACCCAGUGUCCUCCCGCUCAGUCCCACCGUCAGCCCUCCACCCUGACAUCACCUUUAUUUUUCUCUAGACACUUCCUUCAGCCACCGAUUCCUGGCUCCUCCCCGUUGAGUAAGUGCCAAGAAGCUGUGGUUUCUGUUUCCUCGCUGAGCCCCGCCCUGUGCAGAGUUCUGUUCAACAAGUGAGGAAGAGAGCAUUGGUUCCCCUGAGACAGAAGAAAUGGCUUUCUUCAGCGUCCAGCCUCCGUACAUGAACCCAGCCAUCCCCUUUACUGGAAUAAUCCAAGGAGGGCUGCAGGAGGGACUUCAGAUCACCCUCCAGGGGACUAUCCACACUUUUGCAAAUAGGAUUGCCGUGAACUUUCAGACCGGCUUCAGUGGAAAUGACAUCGCCUUCCACUUCAAUCCCCGGUUUGAGGAAGGAGGGUAUGUGGUUUGCAACACGAAGCAGAAAGGGCAGUGGGGGCCUGAGGAAAGGAAGAUGCAGAUGCCCUUCAAGAAGGGGAUACCCUUUGAACUUUGCUUCCUGGUGCAGAGGUCAGAUUUCAAGGUCAUGGUGAACAAGAACUUCUUCGCUCAGUACUCGCACCGUGUCCCCUACCACCUCGUGGAUACCAUCGCUGUCUCUGGCAACUUGCAGCUGUCCUUCAUCACCUUCCAGAACUCUGCAGCCCCUGUGCAGCCUGUCUUCUCCACAGUGCAGUUCUCUAAGCCAGUCCAGUUCCCACGGGCCCCCAAGGGGCGCAAACAGAAAACUCAGAGCUUUCAGACUGCCCACCAGGCACCCGUGGCUCAAACUAUUGUCCACACAGUUCACAGUGCCCUUGGACAGAUGUUCUCUACUCCUGGGAUCCCUCCUCCUAUGGCAUACCCCUCCCCAGCCUAUCCUAUUCCUUUCUUCACCACCAUCCCAAGUGGGCUCUACCCAUCCAAGUCCAUCAUCAUAUCAGGCAAUGUCUUGCCAGAUGCUAAGAGGUUCCAUAUCAACCUUCGCUCUGGAAGUGACAUUGCUUUCCACCUGAACCCCCGUUUAAAUGAGAAGGCUGUAGUCCGAAACACUCAGAUCAACAACUCCUGGGGGCCCGAAGAGCGAAAUCUGCCUGGGAGAAUGCCCUUCAGUUGUGGCCAGAGCUUCUCAGUGUGGAUCUUAUGUGAAGGUCACUGCUUCAAGGUGGCCGUGGAUGGUCAACACAUGUGUGAAUACUACCACCGCCUGAAGAACUUGCCAGCUAUCAACACUCUAGAAGUGGCCGGUGACAUCCAGCUGACGCACGUGCAGACAUAGGCACGGUCUCUGACCUGGGGAUGAGGGCUGGGGUACCCUGUCUGCUCAUCUCUCCCCUGACUCAGCCCUGACUCCCCAAAUCCCAUCAUCAAAAGAGAGUCUCACUGGCAGGAGUCCCAGGAAGGUGAAAUUCCCAGUCCUCCCUACUCCACAAAGGGCUGGGCUAUGUGACACAUGGCUGUCACCCCACAGUCCCAGACAUCACUCCCAAGCUAGUUAUAUACUGAGGGAAGUGGCUCCCCGCGUUUGCUCCUAUCUCUGAUCCUUACUCCCUCUCUGGCCCUUUUCCUUCACCCCUCCUGCUCUUCACCCCUCCAGGAAGGCCACCCUGAUAUCAUCCCACUGGCCUCCAACUGACCCAGAAUGUCCGCAUUAACUUUUCCCCAUUCUCUCCCAGUGUCCAUAAAAUAAAGAAAUGAUAAUGCUUGUCUACA
Apodemus sylvaticus (European woodmouse) is the source of this 1725-nucleotide messenger RNA. It is a transcript of the gene Lgals9, whose product is annotated as galectin 9. Gene Ontology annotation, biological process: negative regulation of type II interferon production; positive regulation of gene expression; negative regulation of CD4-positive, alpha-beta T cell proliferation. The record is from RefSeq and is a predicted model, not a curated record. Lineage: Eukaryota; Metazoa; Chordata; Mammalia; Rodentia; Muridae. The transcript is spliced from 11 exons. Gene Ontology annotation, molecular function: galactoside binding; carbohydrate binding. Gene Ontology annotation, cellular component: nucleus; cytosol. Bases 227 to 1291 code for a protein of 354 amino acids.